Molecule: messenger RNA, 1904 nt
Organism: Xenopus laevis (African clawed frog)
Lineage: Eukaryota; Metazoa; Chordata; Amphibia; Anura; Pipidae
Gene: c5h2orf72.S
Source: RefSeq, marked predicted
GCUUGUAGGAUUGGUGUAUGCGUCUGUCGGACAGUAAGGGCUGAGUCUGUGGAGAUGUUGAGGUCACUGUUGAGCUGAUCGGUCGAGGAAUGGCCCGGGACAGCACGGAGAGCCGGUUCAGGCAGGUGCUGGAGGAUUUCGGCGGCGCACAGAACGUGCUGCUCAUAGGAGAGCUGUGGGACAGGGCGCAGAGCAGGGACCUUUUGGAGAGCUUCUUGGACGCUGUGUUCCCUGGGGAGAAACAGGAAGGAGUUGGGAAGCCAAACGCAAAGGUCCCUCAGAGUUCACUAGCGGAAUGUAAGGGCCCCCAGGAGCCAGUGUCGGACAGCCGAGAGCAGCCGGUUGAGAGUCCGGUGACAAGGGAAUCAGAGAGACGUCAGUUGAAGCCGGACCGGGCUCUGCGCUUCCCCUUGGUGUUCUUUCUAUGCCGGGCGGAGUCUCUUCGGCCGCGGGAUUCACGACGACAUCUCCGAGAGAUCCUUAAGGACUUGAGGGAGAGGACACGUGAGGGAGCGGCUGUGAUUGGGGUUAUAGUGACGUGUGGGAGCGCCGCUACUAACGGAGAAUCUCUGUGUGAUGGUUCCGGUCAGGACAACUCCGAUGGCUUUGCCGGGGAUUCCUCUCAGGACUCUCUUGCCGAGAAUGUGGCAUCUCUCCUGUCCCUGCUGCAGUCCGUGUUCCCCCCGGGCAGUCGGGGUUCGCGCUGGUGGGAGGUUCGAGCGGCCGUAUUCCUCCAAGGACAGGACGAGACCCGCAAGGAUGUUCAGAACGUAGCGAGUGAGGCGCUGGCUGCGGCAGAGGUAAAUAAAAGUCAAAGGCCACAGACAAAGUUUCAGUGUUUUCCAUGGAGAAGGCGCAGAACAAAAAGGAAUUUUGUGGAGAAAGGCCACCUUGAGGACGGCACAGCCCUAAAUGUCAUCAAAUAUCCAAAUGGUGAAUGUACUGAGAAAUCAACGGAUGCUUAGUAGCUAAGAAGAUGUCCUGCUCUUCCUGAAGCAUACAGUGUCCUUCAUGCAAGGCCAGUGAGCCGUGACACCUACUAACUGUUAGUGCGUCUGUGAUGGUCAUAGUUCAUUGUAAAAUAUUCACUAACGUUGAUAGUUUUUUGAAAGAAGAGACGGCCAUGCUUGUUCUGUGUGUAAUUAGUGACUACAUAAUACUCUCAUUUUAGAGGGCAAAGGCUUUGUGGAGCCUGGAAUAGAACAGGUACAGGAUGCCAUCACCUGUUACGGCAGUGGUAGAGUACACAAUUUUUUGUGUUUUUCUCUAAUUUCUAAUCGGUCAAAAAGAAGAAAAAAUGCGGUUAAACUGAGGCGAUUUUACCAUGUAUAUGGGGAAUGCCUGUUUUCAGUCAGUUUACAAAUUAGCGAAGGAAAACUUUCCAUUGAAAAGGAGAUUGAAACUUAAGUCUAUGGCACAGAAUGUUUUGACUGCUGCUGUGCUCUGGGAAGCAGUGGAGUAAUAAUUUUUACACCUAUUCACAGUGGUUGCCAACACACCCCUUGUGCCAUGAGCCUAGUAACUUGAAUCAAAAGCUGUUUUAACCUUUAAAGUGCCAGGGAACUGGAACUUUAAAAUUCAUAGCACUGGCACACUUGUGCAUUUAUAAUGGCAACAUCAAUUUUACUACCUCUGUCACUUUGAGGGUUAAGUGACUAUUGCACUGUUCUUGCAUUUACAAUAUAGCAGUUCUCUCCGUGUCAUCGGAAUUAUGUUCCUUCUAUCGCACAUAUGAGCCAAAAUGAGUUGCCCAGGGCAAAUAGCGGUACACCCAGUGCACUUGUUUUUCUCUGUGAAACGUUUGUGGUAUUUGUUGGUUAAAUAACAUUCUGUCUAAGACAGUUACUACAUGACUAGGCACAAAAUCUAUCAUCGCAACAAAAUAAACUAUCCUGAAACAGGAA